Messenger RNA from Tachysurus vachellii, 1591 nucleotides. RefSeq names its product alcohol dehydrogenase 1-like. Gene Ontology annotation, cellular component: cytosol. Gene Ontology annotation, biological process: formaldehyde catabolic process. The record is from RefSeq and is a predicted model, not a curated record. NCBI's taxonomy places the organism in Eukaryota, Metazoa, Chordata, Actinopteri, Siluriformes, Bagridae. The transcript is spliced from 9 exons. The coding region runs from base 136 to 1269 and encodes 377 amino acids. Gene Ontology annotation, molecular function: S-(hydroxymethyl)glutathione dehydrogenase [NAD(P)+] activity; zinc ion binding.
GCUGCACCCCCUAUUCCGAUUCUGUGCUCUGUAUUCUGAUUCUUUGGCUUGAGUAUAUAAUUGUGAGCCAAAUAUUCUGUGCCCUCCUUCUUUCAUUCUUUCUUUCUCGGUCUGCAGAAGUGAUAGCAACAAGUCAUGGCCACUGCAGGAAAGGUGAUUAAAUGUCGGGCUGCUGUAGCCUGGGAACCCAAUACUCCAAUGGUGAUAGAGGAGAUUGAAGUAGCUCCACCCCAAAAGAAUGAAUUACGUAUCAAGGUGAUCGCUACAGGUGUUUGUCACACCGAUUUGUACCAUCUGUUUGAGGGCAAGCAUAAGGAAGGAUUUCCUGCUGUGCUUGGCCAUGAAGGGGCUGGUGUGGUGGAAAGUGUUGGACCUGGAGUCACAGAGUUUAAACCAGGUGAUAAGGUCAUUCCCCUCUUCAUCUCUCAGUGUAGAGAGUGCAAGUUCUGUAAGAGCCCAAAGACUAACCUCUGUGAGCAGAGCUGGACUAGUGACCGAUAUGCUCAGAUGUCAGAUACUAUCACACGCUUCACCUGUCGUGGUAAGCCUGUCCUGCAGUUCAUGGGCACCAGCACCUUUUCCGAGUACACGGUCAUGAACCAGAUUGCCGUGACAAAGAUCCACGAUGAUGCCCCAUUGGACCGCGUUUGCCUGCUUGGCUGUGGUAUUUCCACUGGCUACGGAGCAGCAGUCAACACCGCCAAGGUUGAGCCAGGCUCAGUGUGUGCAGUGUUCGGGCUCGGAGCUGUAGGCCUUGCAGCAGUCAUGGGAUGUAAGAAUGCUGGAGCCUCCAGGAUCAUUGCUGUGGACAUAAAUGAGCAGAAGUUUGAAAAAGCGAAGGUAUUUGGUGCCACUGACUUUGUAAACCCCAAAGCACACAGAAAGCCUGUCAGUGAGGUUCUGGCAGAAAUGACCAAUGGGGGUGUGGAUUUCUCCCUGGAGUGUGUGGGUAACGUGGCUGUUAUGAGGAGUGCACUGGAGGCAUGUACUAAAGGUUGGGGUGUGAGUGUACUUGUUGGCUGGACAGACGUUAGUGAUUUUUCUGCUCGACCAAUUCAACUAAUUGCUGGAAAGACCUGGAAAGGAUCGCUCUUUGGAGGCUUUAAGAGUAAGGACGCUAUUCCAAACCUAGUCCUAGACUACAUGGCUGGUCGAAUAAAGCUGGACGAGUUUGUAACCCAUACUAUGAAUCUCGAGCAGGUCAACGAUGCCAUUGAGCUCAUGAAGAAGGGGGAAUGCAUUCGAACCAUCCUGAAUGUGUCUAAAUGAGAAAGGCACAGCUACUUCAGAUCGUUAGUCAUUACUGCUUCUGCAUAUAUUUUAUCAUUUAAUAAGCUUGCUAAUAUGAAUUCUUUUUUUUUUUUUAAUUGGUUAAAUAUUAUAUAACCCUGCAAUACUCAAAAGGUUUUGGCUGAAAUACUCACAUUACUCAAUUAGCGUAUUUAACCUGCAUGCUGUUAUAAGCUUAUAAACCACAUACUGGAAUUAGAUUAUCUAAAAGAGUUCAGAUAUUAUACAAUCAAAUAAAAAGCUAUGGGGUGGAAGCCAUUAUGUAAAAUAGUUGCAUGUGGUAAUAAAAAUGCAAAUUCAA